Molecule: messenger RNA, 979 nt
Organism: Anolis sagrei ordinatus
Lineage: Eukaryota; Metazoa; Chordata; Lepidosauria; Squamata; Anolidae
Gene: STARD6
Product: StAR related lipid transfer domain containing 6
Molecular function (GO): lipid binding
Source: RefSeq, a predicted model, not a curated record
UUGAGAAAAAUAUUAGAGUAUGGUCAACACCUUCAGAAGACUUUGAAGGAAUGCUGUACCGUGCUGAAGCACUUGUGGAAACACCACCUGCUAAACUCUUUCCCUUCCUUUAUCUUCCUGAGCACCGUUCCAAAUGGGAUAAGGCAGUACAGUCAUACAAAUGUGUGGAAACAAUUGAUGAGGACAAUUUCAUUAUUCACGUUAUUACACACAGUUAUGGCUUUGGAUUGGUAUCACCAAGAGACUUCAUCUCCCUGGUGCAUAUUAAAAAGUAUGAUGGAGAUUUACUGACGACCAACUCUGUUAGCAUCAAUCAUCCAGACUAUCCUGCAUGUCCAAAAUAUACCCGUGGUAGCAACUAUCCUUCUGGUUAUGCAUGUUCUCCCUAUCCUGGGAACCCUGACCACACCAAAUUUGUGGCAAUCCUGCAGGUGGAUUUAGGAGGGCUGUUAAUGCCUUCCCUGAUAAACACUGUUAUGCCUACAAAUCUCAUAAACUUCAUCACAGACUGCAGAGCUGGACUUAGAGCACGGAGGGCAAGUGUGCCAGCAAAGCCUACUUGAAAGGGGAUUGUUUGCAAUAUAAAGUUGUUACCACUUUUUCCCAAUGUAAAGAAUCAAGUACAUCCAGUGGAGCCAGUGUGGAAAACACGUGAGCUGACACAUUGCAUCUGACCAGAGUUUCAUCCCAUUUGCCACUCUGUCAUUAAACACAGCCAAAGAAAUGCUAAAGAGAUGGCACAAGAUGGAUCCACCAUUUUCUUUAGAAUUUCAGAGUAAAAGAUAGAUAUUUAAUCUGUUUGGUUGACAACAUUCUCAAGAGUGGAAUUAAUAAUUGAUACAAUUGGGAGAUUCAGAGGUUUUUCGCUCACAGAAAUGUCCUGAGGUCAGCAUUUAUAUAGUUGCUACCCUACAAGGCAGAAAGCAGCUAUUGUGAUUCCAACCACAGUCAGGAAUAAAAUGGAGACAGUUCUGUGUAA